CUAGGAGGAGCUGAAAAAAAGUCUGUAAGCAAGCAGGGCAUAAAUAAAAGCCUCUGCAGCCCAGAUGGAGAGAAGUUUUCACCUCUGAAAGGUUGCACGCUUCUUUAGCAGCCACUGUCGCGACUUCCCCUGAAUUUUUUUGAUGCAAAAUGGGUGCAGUAGACAUCAGUGAACUGCUCGGCGAUGAGCCUCUUCGGCAAAGGGAGGACACGAAGCUCACCCCCGUGCGAAAACGUAUUAUUAUAUGCUGCGAUGGCACCUGGCAGUCUGCAGUUUCGGGAAAGAAAAAUGUCCCUUCGAAUGUCACCCGCCUAUGUCGCUCUCUGAAUCCCGUCGGAACGGACAAGGAUGGUAAUCAAUGGCAGCAAGUUGUCUGGUAUGAUUCUGGAGUUGGCACCACUGCACUGGCAUUAGGCGAUGCUUUCGAAGGUGCGACCGGUGCAGGCAUGGAAACCAACAUCAUCGAAGCGUACAAUUUCGCUGUCCUCAAUUACAACCCUGGAGACAAAAUCAUGUGCUUUGGGUUCUCUCGAGGGGCUUACACCGCCAGAACCAUUGCUGGGCUCAUUUCCGACAUUGGAAUAUGUCAGAAGACCGAUCUCAACAAGUUCCCGGAUCUAUGGGCCGUCUAUAAGAAGCUGGAGCCCGGGAAACGAUUCCACCGCAGUGAGCUUUGGUUCGACUGGAUGUGGGGUAAAGCAGACGAGAAUCAGGGUGCUGGAGAUAAGGAUCACAGAGAAUUUGUAUACGAGAAAGCUCCUCAAGGUGACUGGGCACAGGAGGGGUCUCGAGAGGUGGAGGUGGUCGGCGUGUAUGAUACCGUCGGUGCUUUGGGGAUGCCGGAAGUCCUAGGAAUCAAGCUCCCAUCAAGUGAAGGAUGGCACAAUGUUGGUCUAUCUCCUAAUAUCCCAAAUGCAUUCCAAUGCCUAGCCUUAGAUGAGCGAAGGAAGGCAUUCUCACCAACUCUCUGGUAUCUCAACAAAAAGACGGCAACCAAAGAACAGGUAGAAGCUCAUAUGGAAGAUGAGAAACUGGCUGAAAAGCGCUACUGGGACGUCUUGCAGCAUGCCAAGGACCUUAAAGCUAGUGGUGGAGCCACGGACAAGGCAGUCAAUGCAGCUGCCCGAGAGGUCAAUGUGGCUGCGAGAGCCUGGAAUAAGGCUGCCAGAAAGCGAGUCAGAUAUCAAAAUCGACUGGAGCAGCACCCAGUUUUGAGACAAGUUUGGAUUCCUGGUUUCCACAUCAACAUCGGCGGAGGGUCGAACGACACUCUCAAAGACGAAGGUGAUAUGGAAAACAUGUCGAACAUCGCAUUUGCUUGGAUGCUUGAUCAAAUCAAGGAUCAUGUCUCAGUCAAUGAGCAAGUGGUCAGCGAUGAACAAAAUGACCGUGAACGGCACAUCGAGGAGUUGAACUUGCAGCGUAGGAAGACAGAUCUCAAGCUCACAUCUCCAAAACCUAAGCCCCAGUCCUUAGUGAAGCGGACAGUCUCAUUUGCCAAAACUGCAGUGGCCACAAUCAGUCUUCCAUUCAAAGCGAUUCAACAGGCAACCGAAGAAAAGGCCCGAGAAAUUGGCUGGGGUACGGGCAUCUUGGAAGACAGCUUCACCCUGGCCUACUGGUUAAACGGACAAAAAAGACGCACGCCAGGCGAAUAUGCCAAAGACAACGGGAACUCCAUAGGCGAGACCUGUGAAUACAUCCACCCAGUUGUCAAUUUCCGAGUGAACUGGUUCAAGGAACAGAACGAAAAGGACUCUUCACAUCCUAUCUACAAACCCAUCCAUCCAAAGCUCAAGUACGAACGUCGGAAAGUGGUGGGCAAGGAUGGGAAGCCUUUCUUCGAAUAUGAAAUUGGCGGUUGUCUCAAGCCGUUGCCUGAAUGGAAGCUGGGAGGUUUGGACUCCUACGAAAGGCUAGCGAUUGCGGGCAAAGCUGCCUAUGAUUACGUUGAUAAGCUGGAUGAAGAGUUGGAAACCGGCAUUCGGACAAUUCGUCGUUCAGCGAUCUCUUCCAAGAAGCCUCCAGUCGAAAGUGCCCUGGCUACUGUUUCGGACUUUGAUCUGAAAAAGACAGCCAACAAGGAUUCCACUCCUUCAGUUGGUGUAUCCACAGCCGAUGAGACUGUCACUGGAACGUAUUGUCGCGAUACAGAUUCGAAGCUUUGACUAAAACCUGUUGCCGUGGGUUCCUGAGGACCAGAAUUUUUUAUUUCGAGGAAUUCCAGUCGAGAUUGCCUUAGCGUCAUGGUUGUGUAUAAUAAUU
This is a messenger RNA of Penicillium brasilianum, 2265 nucleotides long. NCBI's taxonomy places the organism in Eukaryota, Fungi, Ascomycota, Eurotiomycetes, Eurotiales, Aspergillaceae. The record is from the annotation of a GenBank genome assembly.